AUGUGCCGCAGCCCCACAAGGACCAUAUGCUGCAGCUCCACAAAGACCCUAGUACACAGACUUAUCCAACAAGCCGCGGAGGUUCUCCGCCUUCGAAUGAAAGGCAAGCAUGAAGAAGCUGACCAGCUUUCGAGAGAAACGGAGGCUGUGCUGCAGGAUCAAGGCACUUCUGUUGAUGAGCCUAGGCAUGAAAAGGGAAGGAGCUCAAUCAGGCAUACUAUAAAGCAUGCUAUAGCUGCUGAAAGCAGGAAAGGAGAAGAAAAUGCUGACCUGCAUGCUACAAAUAUAAUUAUUCAGAACAAACAUUACGACAUGUCUAGAUGCGUCGAGGAUGAGUACGAAGAUCUGGGUGAUGCUCCCAGAAGCAAGAGUAGAGAUGCGCGUGUGGAGAAGAAGAGCACCCAUAGGCACAUCUUAACCCAGAAAGAGCGCUGUUUGUACUGUUUCGAGAACCCAUCCAGGUUGGUUGUUGCUGUAGGAAACUUCACUUACCUGAUGCUGCCUCAGUUUGACCCUGUUGUUCGAGGGCACUGUCUUAUUCUUCCAUUGCAGCAUGAGCCUGCAACUAGAGCAACUGACAGUGGUGCUUGGGAGGAGAUUCCCAACUUCAAAAAGUGCCUCCUGAAGAUGUUCUUGCAGCAGGGCAAGGAUGUGAUCUUCUUGGAGACCGUUGUAGGCUUGGCCAAGCAACGGAGACAUUGCAUGAUCGAAUGCAUCCCUGUCCCCUGCGAAGUUUCACACAAAGCGCCCAUGUACUUCAAAAAGGCGAUCGAUGAAGCCGAAGAAGAAUGGUCCCAGCAUGAGGCGAAAAAGCUCAUCCGGACGAGCGGUGACCUGAGGCAAGUCAUCCCGGAGAACUUCGCCUACUUCCAUGUGGAGUUUGGGCUGGACCGUGGGUUUGUCCACGUGAUAGACGACGAGGGCAAAUUCAGUGCUGGUUUUGGACUGGAUGUCAUCAGAGGUGUGCUCCGCUUGCCAGCGCAGGGCAUGGACCGACGUCCAAGACAUGUGCCCAUGGAUGAUCAGAAGAAAGCCAUCGCCGGCUUCGUGAAGGACUGGGGGCCUUUCGACUGGACAAAGCAACUCGACUAG
This is a messenger RNA of Triticum dicoccoides, 1092 nucleotides long. Its product is annotated as CWF19-like protein 2. The transcript has 5 exons. Lineage: Eukaryota; Viridiplantae; Streptophyta; Magnoliopsida; Poales; Poaceae. The coding region runs from base 1 to 1092 and encodes 363 amino acids. Gene Ontology annotation, cellular component: post-mRNA release spliceosomal complex. The record is from RefSeq and is a predicted model, not a curated record. Gene Ontology annotation, biological process: mRNA splicing, via spliceosome.